AUGAUAGAAAAAGCAAUAUUUAACAAUUUAGAAGAUUUUAUAGGAUCUUCUUUAUGUUCUCACUAAAAUCUAGUAUUAGAUGUAGUGAAAAAUUAUAGAUAUAGAAGAAUAAGUGAUGAAGAUUAUUUUAAGAAUUUAAUCAAUGCUUUAUAAAAAUGCACUAAUCUUACUGCUUUAGAUCUUAAUGUAGCCUAAAAUGAAAUUGGCUAUGAAAGUGCAUCUAUACUAGGUUUUUCUUUAUCAAAUUGUACUAAAAUCUCAAAUUUGGUCAUUAAAAUUAACUCUAACUAUAUUAGUGAUGAAGGAGUAUAUGGUCUAUGUGUUGGUUUAGUAAAUUACUCAAACCUUUCUACACUUGAAAUGAACUUGGAAAAAAAUUCAAUAGGAGAUUACGGUUUUUCAAAUUUCUGCUCAAUUUUAGAAAAUUGCUGUAAUAUAUAAUCUCUGAAUCUUAAUCUUGGGUUUAAUAGAAUCAGAGAUAAACUAGGAUCUAGCUUAGAAGCUGCUUUCAGAAAUAUGACAAAAUUAUAAUCCUUAGAUCUUAACUUAAACGGAAACUAUUUUGAAAAGAUAGGAUCAGAAAUGGGUGCUAUAUUAUCUAACUGUGUUAAUCUUCUUAAUUUAAAUCUCGACUUUUAGUCUCAUAACCUUAGUGUAGAAGGCUCAGAAAAAUUUUAUAUAGAACUAGCAAAAUGUACAAAUAUCUCUUCUUUAAAAUUUAGGUUAGAAUCAAAUAAAAUAGGAACUUCGGGUGCUUCUAUGCUGGCAUUUGCUUUUCAGAAAUAGACUAACCUUUAGAGUUUAACAUUAAUUUUAGAAAAUAAUAAAAUUGGAGAUGAAAGUGCAUCUGCCUUAAUUUUUGCUUUAACAAAUGUUUUUAAUCUCAAUAACCUGAAAGAAUUGUAUCUUAAUAUGAGCUAUAAUUAAAUAGAUUAAAAAGGUGCUUCUGCUUUAGGGCUUCUUUUUUCAUAGUGCAUAAAUAUUUAAAAUCCCUAAAUUUAAUUAAAUUCUAAUUAUAUAAGUGAUGAGGGUAUACUAGAUUUAAGCACAGGUUUAAAGAAUUGCACUAAAAUUUAAUCUUUGAUUUUAGGACUUGAUUCAAAUAGGAUUGGUAGUUAUGGAGCUAUUCUUUUAGAUUCUGCUAUAGGAAACUUUAUAGAACUUUAAAAUUUAGAUUUUGGCUUAAGUUUUAAUUAGAUCGGUAAGGAACCAUUAAAUGGAUUUGGUUCUGGUUUAGGAAGGUGUAAAUAUUUAUCUGAUUGCAAUCUUUACCUUAGUAACAAUAUCAUUAGCGAAAGUGAAAGUGCGAUUGAAGUUAUGGCCUGUAUUUUAGCAAAUUGCUCUAAUUUACCAAAUUUACCAAAUUUAACUCUAGAACUGGAUUGCAAUAAUAUAGAUUAAGAUAAUGAAUAAACUGGGGAUACUCUGUCUAAAUUAACAGAUUUCUAGAAUCUAUCUACUUCUGAGAUCUUCCUUGAUCUUAGUAAUAAUAAGAUUGGUUAUAUGUUUGCUGAAGCUUUAGGUUCGAUUUUAGCGAAAUGUGUCAACUUGUUAACUUUGAAUAUCUGCCUAGAUUAUAAUUAGCUUCAUGAAUUGGGUGCUUCGCGCUUAGGCUAUUCUUUGGCAUAAUGUACUAAUCUUUUAGAUCUGAAUUUAUCAUUAUACGAGAAUAGAAUUUAAGAUUAAGGUGCAUAAGGAUUAGCUUUCGGUAUAUCAUAGUGUCCUAAACUCAAAUUAUUGUCUCUGAAACUUUCGAAAAACAAAAUCAAAACGAAUGGUGUUUUAUAAUUAGGCAGAGGUUUAUCAAAAUGCUAACAUCUUUAAUAUGUUUACCUCAAACUUACGUAAAAUAAAAUUGGUGACAAUGCAAAAGAAAUUUUGAGUGAAAAACUAAUUAAAUCAAAGAGGAUGGUUCAUUUUGAUUUCUGGUUGUGGGAAUGA
Messenger RNA from Tetrahymena thermophila SB210, 1941 nucleotides. Its product is annotated as tetratricopeptide repeat protein. Gene Ontology annotation, biological process: activation of GTPase activity; nucleocytoplasmic transport. Gene Ontology annotation, cellular component: perinuclear region of cytoplasm; nucleus; cytosol. The transcript is spliced from 22 exons. NCBI's taxonomy places the organism in Eukaryota, Ciliophora, Oligohymenophorea, Hymenostomatida, Tetrahymenidae. The record is from RefSeq and is a predicted model, not a curated record. Gene Ontology annotation, molecular function: GTPase activator activity; small GTPase binding.